UCACCAUGUUCUUGGUCAAGCUUACCAACUUUGAACCUCUUCUGGAUGCAACCUCCUAUCUCGCUCAAAUUUCGAACUAUGCCGACGUGAAAUUCACACCGUUGGAGUUCUACUUAAUCGCCCCGUACCCUUCCCCUCGCUUCGUUGCAACGCUGCAAUUAUCGCAAAAAUGUUUCACCAACUAUUCCGUCGAUCAUGAACACACUUCCAAGGUUGACCUUGAAUCCUUCCAUGAUGCCAUCUUAGAUGGCGGAAGCUUUGCUUCAAUGACUAUCCAUCUUUUGGAAAAACCAAACCAAAUGAUCCUUAGAUUUCAGACUCCUUCAAGCGAAAUCCCACCAUUGCAUCAUGAAUUAACAUUCUCACCUCCCCAAUUAGCAGACAAUAAUAUAGGAGGCCAACUUGAAGAAGGAAAAUUUUUCAUAGUUAAAUCUGAGGCAUUAAGACGAAUUAUAAAAGAAUUACCUAUCUUCCAAGAUGAUUCAGUUGUUUGUGUUGGUGUAACGAGUUCUCAAAUCAAGUUCUCCAUUGCAUCUAAAGAGAUUGUUCUUAAGGCUCAACACUGUAGAAUCGUAGGUUUUGAAGAAGAAGUUGAAACUCAAUUCCAAAUCAUUCUCCGUCCUAUGUUGUUUUUCCUCAAUUUUACAUAUAAAGCAAAUAAGGUUUGGUUUUAUAAGACAAAGAAUAAUUCUUACAGUGUAAUGGCUGUCCCAGCUUUUGGAAUAUUAGGUCAAUAUGUAAUCUAUUUUCCCCCAACAGCUGCUUGGGAAGAACAAACAAACAGCUUGCAAAUGAAGGGGAAUCUCGCUAAACUUGUAAAGAGGAUCUCGCUCUCGGGGGAAUUCUCGCUGGAAAUAGGAAGCAUCGCUGGUGAGGCUCUCGCUGGUGUCGCUGGUGAGGCUCUCGCUAGUGUCGCUGGUGAGGCUCUCUUCAGUGUCGCUCAAGCUGAUCUCGCUGGUUCUGCUCAGGCUGAUCUAGCUGGUUCUGCUCUUGGUGAUCUCGCUGGUAAUGGUCAGUUCCCAGAAGACGUUUCUGCUGCUGCUCUGCCACUCAAAGAGACAAGUUAA
Benincasa hispida (wax gourd) is the source of this 1067-nucleotide messenger RNA. RefSeq lists its product as uncharacterized. The record is from RefSeq and is a predicted model, not a curated record. NCBI's taxonomy places the organism in Eukaryota, Viridiplantae, Streptophyta, Magnoliopsida, Cucurbitales, Cucurbitaceae.